Chlamydomonas reinhardtii is the source of this 5474-nucleotide messenger RNA. RefSeq lists its product as uncharacterized. Gene Ontology annotation, biological process: protein phosphorylation. Gene Ontology annotation, molecular function: protein kinase activity; ATP binding. NCBI's taxonomy places the organism in Eukaryota, Viridiplantae, Chlorophyta, Chlorophyceae, Chlamydomonadales, Chlamydomonadaceae. The transcript is spliced from 15 exons. The coding region runs from base 119 to 4234 and encodes 1371 amino acids. The record is from RefSeq and is a predicted model, not a curated record.
CGUAAUGACUUCAUGUCCGACUUCUUUAUGAACUUCCUCAUGAACAGUUGGCGUCCGAUACUUGACGCAAGGCUGAGGACUCGAGAGUUUUCCUUACUCGCAAAUAUGGCAUGAAACUAUGCAACAUCAGAUAGUUAUCGCUUUCCUCCUGCUCCUGUCGAUAGGGGCAAGCCAAUUUGCGUUUGGUAAGCUUCAACUCGAUACCGAGGUGGUGGCAGCGAGUGGCUCGGAGCUAUAUGGCGCCUUUAUUGCACCGUGGGUGCUCACCAUAUACUUGGGCGCCCGUGUAAGCGUGUCAGCCUCCGACUGGGCCGCGCAAGUACAGCUGACACGCAAUGUGACGGUCCUGCCCGCUCCGGAGCUCACGGCAUGCUGCAUGGCGGUCUUGGACUUGCAGCACCUGCCGGGGCGACUGAUGAUGAAGCCCGGAGUGGAGCUGGUCUUCCGGGGAAUAUACUUUGUCAACGCGCACAUGCCCACCGGCAUGACCCUGCCCUUCUUCGCGGACAGCCCCGGCGCCCGGCUGGUGUGGCAGGACACCGCCUCCUACCGCCAGGUGGGACUGGCCGUGGCCGCCUCCAUCACCUACCUCACCUCGCUGCCGCGACCCGCCUCCGACCCGGGGCCGCAGCGCGCCGCGCUGCUGCCGCCCGGCGCAGCCUGCUUCACCACCGCGGCCGCCACCACCGCCGCCGGCACCGUCGGAGGUAGCAGCAGCAGCCCCGUCGGCGCCGGCGGGGACGCUGCUGUCGCAGGCAACAACAGCAGCGGCGGCAGCAUCACUGCCGGCGGCCUGCGGCCGACGCGGAGCUGUGUGCCGUACCCUGUAUCUCUGUCGUACGAUGUGGUGGUGGACGUGGGCGUCGACACCAGCGGGGCCAGCAUGGGGGUGUCGUACGGCGGGUACGUGCACGUGGCACGCAACCACACCUACUGGACGCUGCACGACCUGUCGCCGGACUGCCUGCGCCUCAAGCCGCAGGCGGUGUGCGUGGCGGAGAAGGUGUCUGAGCUGACGGCGGCUGCGCGCUCGGCGCAAGAGGACCAGAAGGAGCGGUCCAAGCAGACCAUGCUGGUGGUGGCGGUGGUGGUGCCUGUGAGCGUGGCGGCACUGGCGCUGGCACUAGGCGUGUGGGCCUACCUGCGCCACUCACGCUCCUCCAGGGCCGCGGCCGCCGCGGCUGCGGCCGCCGCCGCAACGGCCGCGGCCGGCAAUCAGUCUUCUGCUGACUCCCUGCAGGACCUGGCCACACAGCCCAAGCAGGCGGGCAGCCAGGACGCAGCCGCCUUCGGGAAUGAGUGGCCCAGCAGCGGCUGGUGGAUUCACGCAGCCCAGAUAGGCAGCAAGCGCGAAGCCGACGGCAAUGACGGCGCCGUCGUCCCCGCGGGCCGCUUCGACGGCGCCGGCGACAGCGAGCACACCGGCGACUGCGGCGUGUGUGUCUUUGGUCGGGGCAGCCGCCGCAGCAGCUACAGCAGCGGCCCGGCGCCGGCCGCAGCUGCGAAUGCGGCGGCGUUGGGCUACUCAGACGGGGGGAUGGCGGCGCCGUCGUGCGCUGGGGGCGCGGGCGGCGGGCCAGCAGCGGGUGCUGGGAGCGCGGGUGUGAGUCCCGGUCGGCGCCACCUGGCGCCGGCACCAGCACCGGCGGUUAUGGCGGCGCUCGCGGGUUUGUCGCUGCCGUCUCCUGUGCUGGAUGCCGCGGGGGGUGUGGGGGCGGGUCGGCAGCUGUUUGGGGGCCUGGAUGACGGCGAGCAGCCGGUGUGGCAGCGCGUGCCGCAGACACCGCAGGUGUUGCAUGGCACUGGCGGGGCGGGUGAGGAGGUGGAGCCGGGCCCGUGCUGGAGCUCCGGCGGCGGCUCGCCGCUGCCACCUCCCGCUCAUGUCGGCGCGCCGGCGGCGGGAACAGCUGCUGGGGCGUCGCCCGACGCCGAGCACGAGGACGGUGACGGCGAUGAGACACUGCACGCCAUGGCCGUGGGCCUGGGGCUGAGCAUGAACGCCGUGGCGCAGGGCCACAGCGUGGGCCACGGCAGAGCACCCGACGAACAUGGCGGCGGCGGCGGCGGCGGAAGUACACACGGCGGCACACACGGUGGCGCGCACGACGGCUUGGGCGGCGACAGUGAAGAGGAGGAGGAGGAGCAGCAUGCGGGCGACACGGUCAUCACACUGAGGCUGGAGGCGGGCAAGGUGCGCAAAGCGCUGGCGGCGCUGGCGGCGGCGGGCGCCAUCACGCUGAACGGGGCGGCGGCGUCAGCAGUGGCGGCGGCGGUUGAGACGGCGGCGUCGACGCCGCCCAGCUCAGGACGAGGAGGCGAUACUGGCAGUGGUAGCGGCAGUGCGGGUGUUGGGAGCAGCGGCGAGGGAGGGCUCCAGGGGCGGGGGGCUGAGGACCGGGGUGUGGGGCAAGCAGCGGGCGUGCCUCGGCAAGGGGGGCGUGGCGCCGGUGCAGCGGCCGGCGGCGUCGGGGGAGGCGGAGUCGGAGGCGCGCUGGAAGCAUGGGUUGAGCCUGUGGCUCUGACUGCGGAGCAGCAGGAUGCGCAGGAGCCGGCAGCGGCAGGGCCUGCUGCAGCAGCAGCAGCCUCAGCGGCUGCGGCUGCCGGUGCGGCUGAGUGCGGCGCCGCGCUGGUCGUCACGGCUGCACAGCCUGCGGUCUCGCAGUGCGCGCCAGCGGGCCUGGAACUGGAUCCGCCCGGGUCCCUGCAUCGGCCCAACGGACAGCCGGCGCCCAUCGUUUCCCUAGAGCUUGCGCCACUGGAGGAUGCGCCUACACCACGUGUGGCGCCCGCACUUCCACAGCAACAGCACCCCCGGCAGACGCAGCUGUGUGAAACAGACAUUUCCGGGGCCAAGGCGGAUGAGACGCAAGUGGUCGGUGAAACGGUUGGCGCUGCGGUGCCGCGCGCUGGUGCUGCACCUGCACCUGGUAGUUGCGCAGCCAGCGGCUCAGAGGGCACACACGGAGAGCGUGCUAGCAGCGGGCCAAUCCCUGACCCGGUGGCCGCGGAGCUGGAGCAGCUUAAGCGGCGGCACGCGGGGAUGCGGGACGUGUCGCUCCGCAUCAAGGCCGUGCUGGGCACAGGCGGCUUUGGCACCGUGUACCUAGGCGAUUGGCAAGGCCUGGAGUGUGCCAUCAAGGUCCUGGUGUUUGGCGGCAGUCGCGAGGCGCGCAAGGCCGCGCUCCGCGAGGCGGCCCUGUGCACCUCCAUCAACCACCCCAACGUGGCCGCCACCUACCUGGUCGACCUGCAGCCGCUGGUGGCCAUGGGCGACGCAUCCGCAGCCGCAAGCAGCGGAGCAGCGGGCGCCGGAGGCGCCGCUGCGCCGGAGGCGCAGCCGGACGCGUCCGGCCACGGGCAGGGGCAAGGACACAGCGCUGCGACCGCCGCGCACCAUCAUCAGCCGCCGCCUCAGCCGCACGGCCAGCAGCUCAAGACAUACCGGAUGUAUAUCAUCCAGGAGUUCUGUGACGCCGGCACGCUGCGCGGCCUUAUUGCCAGCGGAUGGCUGCUCGAGUGUGAGCCCGGCGGCCCCGCGCCGCCGCCCGUGCCGGGCCCAGAGCCCAUCUUCCCCCGCUUGCAUCCUGACUAUGAGCGGGAGGCGGUGGCGGCCGCGGUGGCGUCGGGGCAGCUGACGCUUCGCGUGCGCCUGGCUGCUCUGUAUGAGCUGGCGCUUGGCAUCGCGCGCGCCCUGGCGCACCUGCACUCCAAGAGCAUCGUGCACUCGGACCUCACGCCCAACAACAUCCUGCUGAAGCGCGACCCCAGCGCGCAGUGCGGCCUGUCGGUCAAGGUGGCGGACUUCGGGCUGUCAGUCGUUGUGCCAGACAGCCGCACGCACCUGUCCAACAGGCUGUGUGGUUCGCCGUUCUACAUUGCGCCGGAGGUGUGCGCGUUGGGCCGGCAGUCGACACAGAGUGACAUGUUCUCCUAUGGCGUCGUGCUGUGGGAGCUGUACAUGGGCACAGCCGCGGGUCAGCGCGACCUCUCCACCGGCCGCAUGUGCUAUCACCCCGCCUUCCCCAACCUGCCCACGGACUGCCCGGUGCAGUACCAUCGCAUCGUGCAGUGGUGCCUGCAGAGAGACCCUGCGCGGCGGCCCGCUGCCGCCAUGGUGGCCGCGGUGCUCCGGGAUCAGCUCAUCGCUGUCUUGGGGCUGCAGCCGCAGGGCUGGGGCAGUGGCGGCGCGGCGGGGUCAUCGGCGGGCGAGUCAACACCGCAGGCACAAGGCUGAGGCCUGAGGGCCUUAUCCCGAGGAUAACUACACCAUAUCUAUGUCAUGUUGUUUGAGACAGUGCAUAUCAUGUGUUCAAUGAUGGCAGCAUUAUUUAAAUCAAGGGACAGUGGAGGCGAGGAACUCAGCAUAGCUGGCGGUUAAUGCGGGAAUCACGGGGAACACGGUUCAUCAGGGGGAGGGCAGAGGCAGAGGCAGCACUAAGGGUGGAUGGUGGCGUACACCCCCAGUACCAGCUUUGCGCACUGGUUUGCUUUACCUGGGGCACGCAUUGGGCACAUUUGUCCUGCCAUGGCUCGCGCCAAGUGGUGUGCUGCCGUACACAUCAAGGCAGGCAUUUCCAUGAUCAUUUGACGGAUGAUGACCCACUCAACUGAAGGGUGGGUGGGCGCAGAAGGUUGUGUGUCUGUGGCAGAAGACUAGAACGAGGUUCAGGAUUGAGAUUCAGGGAUUGCUUGCAGGCGCAGUCGCGCAGCCGUCCCCGGCGCCCGCCCACCUAGCUUUCCUCCACACACUGCAUGUUGCCACAUCAUCGGCUUGUACCCAUGACAUGCAGGGAACUUGGUUUUAUGGUUUAUCAGGGUGAUUAAAGGGAGCCAUCCUGUGUGGGCGUUCCCCCUGGAGGCUGCAACACUGUCAUAGUAUAGAGUGUCAGGGUGAUGGCAGUCAGGGAUGCCGCUGUGCAAUGCGUUCUGGAGAAUGCUGAGCAUUGCAGUCCGCAGCAGGCAUUUGGGCUGCCGUGUCACACUCAAGCACUUGACAAAAUAAGUGAUUGCAUGAUGGGUGGCACGGCACCAACGUGCGAUGGCUGUUCGAACAGGGAAUUCAUGAGAGUAUGUGGUGGAUACGAGGCGACUCAGUGACAGGCUGCUCUUGCUCUUGGCAAGAACAUUUGGCGAUUGUGUUGGAACAGACGGAGAGUUACACAAGGGUACGCUGGAUUGAGAACUAAAAGAGGGGCCUUGGAGGAGCAUUGGGUAGGUAAUUGGGUUUGGGGCCACGGCUAGGCCCUAUGCAGUUCUUCAAGCAAUGCCGGCGCCUGGGUUGGAUGGGGCCGCACCAGUGGACGCCCCGGCCAGGAGUUGGGCAGCAUGCAUGGCUUGGAGGCUAGGGCCCAUGACGCCGCGAGUGUCUGCGAUAUGGCUUCCGUCAGGUUGUGUUGGGUUGUGGAACGCAAAACAAUAUAUCAGUUCGCAUCACAGGUGUCAAUUGUGCAGGGCUCUUCCGGGCAUCUGUCGCU